Messenger RNA from Aureobasidium namibiae CBS 147.97, 387 nucleotides. RefSeq lists its product as uncharacterized. NCBI's taxonomy places the organism in Eukaryota, Fungi, Ascomycota, Dothideomycetes, Dothideales, Saccotheciaceae. The transcript has a single exon. Bases 1 to 387 code for a protein of 128 amino acids. The record is from RefSeq and is a predicted model, not a curated record.
AUGUCCGAAGAUUUCCCCGUCGUCUUCACUAUCGGCAAUUCGUCGUCCAGGCACGAGAUCAUGCUCAUUAAUGCUGGACUUGGUAUCAAGAAUCUCAGCGAUCGCAUUCAGGAGCUUGCUUCGUCAUCUGUCAACUGUGCCGAAGCCCUGGCUAAAUACAAGAAGAAGAGCGAAGCCGAAAAGGUGACCGAGAUUAAGGUCCGUUGGGCAGCCGAAGGAAGAGAUAGCAAGCUCUUUCCCAAGACCACCACUCUCACUGGCGAGAACUGCAAGGCUGUCCUCUCUCUAAUCAGCCUGCACGGAGGAAAGGAUGUUCUGGAAGUCACACUCCAAGCACCUCCAUCAUCUGCCGAAGACUCAAAGGAUUCCCGGGAAUCGAAAGAGUAG